UAAGCGCAACCUUUGAUUUCCGUCCUGCAAAUAUUUGUUUAUUGCAUUGUUCCAAUCCGCCGAUCUGAUAAUGGACUCCACAGAGCCUUCACUGCUUGAUUUCUUCAAAUCGGAGAAAGUGUUGGGCUCUAAUUCGAAGCCACUGAAUUCGUCGCCGGCGGUUGAGAUUCCGGUUGCGGAUCCAUUGACUUCUAAGACCCCCGAGAAGCCCAUCAGUGCUCCUCGGCAGAGCAAAAAAGGCAAUGCCGCCUUCUCUGUGAAACAGGUCAGAGAAGCGGCUCAGAAGCUCCAUAAUUCAGAUCCGGUACCAUCCGCUAACGACGAUCCAUUCGCCGAUCAAAUUUUGAGGCACCCCGGACAGCAUGAUGUUUCUUUUCCUGAAUCUUCUGUUACAAAGCCUAGGAAACCAAACAGUUCAGCCAAGCUUCCAGAAAAGUAUGAAAUGUUAGUUGAGUUCUUCAAUUGCCUGGAUAGUUCUAUCAGAUUACUAAAGAUAAAGGGAUCAUUGGCAACAUUUACCAGUAUUAGACCCAAAAUUCAGAACUUAUCUGACAGGAGGUUUACACACAGUCAUCUUGCGCAGUUGAAGUUUAUUUUACCAGAGGCCAUUGUAUUAAAGACGGUCCAUCUGCUGGAUGAGUUUACACAAUGUAAGAAGAUUGAUAUUGGUGUUACACUUGAUGCCAGUACAAUUGUGAAUGAAGUAAAGACAAAAUCAGGCAGUACCAGUAUAGAUAUGAGGAAAGUAUUCCGAAAGAGGCUUUUGGAUUUUAUCCGAGACCAUCCACUGGAGGAGCCUGACAUUCCAGAGGGGGAAUUGCCACAACCAUUUAAUAAAUCAAAGGAUAAUGUGGCCACCAACCCCAACCCAUCCGACCCACCAGCUUCAUUUUCACAUCUGCCUCAAUCGUUUAAGCCCCGCUUCUCUAAACGUGACCAAACCAGUACAGAAUCUUUUGCUAACUCUCAUCAUAAUGAACCAAGCUUAAAACCAAACUGUACCAGAUUCCCUCCACAUCCAAACACUCCCAUAAAGGAUCUACAUCAAUCCAUAACUGAAGAAAGAACUCCAGCUAAGCCUGUAUCCACAACAGGAGUGAUGACUUCUACACCCACGCCUCAACCUCCUCCUAGGAGAGGAUAUAUGAGCCCUCAGGGUGAUUCAUCUAAGCCCCCAAACAAACUGUUAAAGCGCCCUUUGAACUUUGAUUCGCCAGUGAAGAAUGAAGUUAGUGAGGCUGGAGCACGUUCUUCAGCUUACCGUGAUAUGCUGGGUGUUCUUUCUGAGAAUCUUUUGGAAUCGAUAAGAGAAAAAGAAAGGAAGGCAUUAGAGGAAAGAAAUCCUGUGAUCUCACAGGCAAAGUGGAGAAAGCAAAUGAUUGCAGGCCUACCUAAAAUGUUUGACACAAUUCAUUUCCUAUUCCAAUCCAUCCAACACUCAGUUAUCAGAAAACAAGAGCUUAUGGACAAAAUACUUGCGAACUACAUAGACAUUAUUGAUAGCAGAGAAGCUGAAGAGCAACUCAGUUUAUUGUAUGUCCUAGCGCCAGAGUGGAUUUAUGAAAAGAUGUCCUUAAGUGGCGAUCUCCUUGUUUGUGUUAACAAAAUACAAUCUCCAGAUUCAAUACGGAUGAGACUGGCAGAUGCAAUUUGAGAGGAGAAUGAUGAUAGAGGCCUUAGUAUUGUGUAAUAUUUUUUUUGAAAAUAGUAUUGUAUAUUAUUAAGUUAGUCUUUUUAUUAAACUUCAUCUAUAAUUAUAUGCCUUGAAGUAGUGAGCUUAAUUUGAUAAUGCUUGGGGUGACUCAAUUAGGCCUUGAGUUGUAACAUUUUGACAUUGUUAAUUUUGACAACAAAGAUAAAUGCCCCUUCAAGAUGAGCAAAUGGAAGGGGGUUCCAUGUUCAGUAUAUCAAAAGCAAAAUCAAAUCAUACAAGUAUGCGAUAUUAGAAUACUAAU
Molecule: messenger RNA, 1955 nt
Organism: Cuscuta epithymum
Lineage: Eukaryota; Viridiplantae; Streptophyta; Magnoliopsida; Solanales; Convolvulaceae
Source: the annotation of a GenBank genome assembly